AUGGACAAGCCGACCAGCACUGCACACAACGGCUGCCGGAACUGGGGGACAAUCCCGGAGUCAGAGCGCCUGGAGCAGACUCCGGUCACCGACUCGUUAUACGGACAUUACACAGAGCAACAGAGGGACCUUGACAAGACUGACUCCAACCUCCUUUCUCAUGAUGGUCAAUCGCGGAUGGGACAGCCCCAAACAUCCGCUCCUCAAUCCCCCACCCCAGAGAAGGAGGCACAGCCGACUGGCAGGCAAGCCCUGAGACAGUGGUGGCUGAAACACAACCUGAAUGCUCUUGUUGAAGACUGGCUGUUCCUGGUGCUGCUGGGACUGACCAUGGCCCUCGUCAGCUGGGCUAUGGACUAUGUCAGCAGCAGAGGCCUCGACGCUUACAAGUGGAUGUAUCUGGAAAUGCAGCACAAUGUGGGUUUACAGUACCUGGUCUGGAUAGGCUACCCUCUGGCUCUGAUCAUCUUCUCCGUGGUUCUCUGCCAGGCCCUGUCACCACAAGCGGUGGGGUCUGGGAUACCCGAAUUGAAAACCAUCAUCCGAGGAGCGGUUCUUCAGGAAUACCUCACAUUCCGCACGUUCAUCGCUAAGGUGCUGGGAUUAACAGCCGUGCUGAGUAGUGGAUUACCAGUGGGCAAAGAGGGCCCUUUCGUCCACAUUGCCAGUAUCUGUGCAGCGCUCCUGAGUAAGCUCCUGUCCGGUAUCAGUGGCAGCAUGGAGAACAUAUUCAGAACAAAGGCGAUAGUGAUCCCGGCAUGUGCAGUUGGAGUAGCCUGCUGUUUUGCAGCUCCCCUUGGAGGAACACUAUAA
Messenger RNA from Carcharodon carcharias (great white shark), 813 nucleotides. RefSeq names its product chloride channel protein-like. NCBI's taxonomy places the organism in Eukaryota, Metazoa, Chordata, Chondrichthyes, Lamniformes, Lamnidae. Gene Ontology annotation, molecular function: voltage-gated chloride channel activity. Gene Ontology annotation, biological process: chloride transport; transmembrane transport. Gene Ontology annotation, cellular component: membrane. The record is from RefSeq and is a predicted model, not a curated record. The coding region runs from base 1 to 813 and encodes 270 amino acids. The transcript has 8 exons.